CUUACAUAUGCCGUCUACAGUGUUCAUUCAGUGGUAAGCUGUACAAGGGGUCCGACCAGGAACGUUAUCAUGGCGCAUUACAUCAUCAGGAGAGUUACUGGUGCCCAAGGACAACUUCUAUUUAAAGGCAUUCCAUUUGGGUAUUUUGAUCGAUCAGGUCACAUACCUAUAUGGAACGUAAUCAACAUAAUGAGGGAUACCUUCAACUGUGUGUACAACCAUGGCUACAUCGAUCAUGCUCGACUCACGGAGAAUAAAACACUUUUUGCUGUCAGAUUGAGGUAUUUGGCAACGGAAGAUUUCCACGCCAAGGCAGCCAUUUUUUAUCCGAUAUCCUUUGAUUGCAAAACAGUUUUGAAAUCAGUUGGGCAAUCUUCGUUUGUAGACUCGGUUAAUAUGACUGAAAAAGAAACAGGAACGGUCUUUGCAAAACUGAUGUGUAAGUUUAUUCCUAUAUGCAACGAUACCAAGAAACCAGUCCCUUUACCAGAUUGGUUUGUGGGAAAAUUCUCCAUACACAACGCGGAUCAGGAUGUAGACAAGUUAGGCAAAGAAUCACCUAUGAUUGUACCCAAGCAGGUGUUCUCACACAAACUACAAACCCGUCAUGGUGACCUUGACACCAAUGGUCACAUUCCCACCCAGGAGUACUUCCGGUUCUGUAUGGAAGGCGCGAUGGAAGCUUCCAAAUCGGGGUUUUAUCGCCAAUUCGUGUCUGAAAUUUGGCUGUUUCCUGUUUUGGAAGCGGAUGUAACACUACUGGGUCAAAGCUUUGAGAAAACGGAGUUGACGAUCUUCACAUGGCAAUGUGAAAGUAACGCAGCAAAAAUUUAUUUUGUUAUUAUGGGAGGAAAUGACAGGAUAUCCGAGUGUUCAUUCUUGUUCGGCGAAGAAAAGUUGAAACCAAUAUCAUUUAAACUGUAAAUGAUUUCGUCAUUGCCUAGCAAAGCUAACAGUAUGUUUCAUGCUUAGAAUAGAAAGAGACGUCAGAUGCACAUAUAAAUGUACUUUUUUGACAUUGAUUCGCGAAUCAUUUCUCUACUUACUGUACAUAUUUUUUCCUACCAACAUUGACAUUUUAAUCUUAUCAAUGUACAUGUUUUAUGUGAUGUUCACUGAGUGAACAAAAGUCGUUUUGUGGUUAUGACGGUGGGUGAUGUGCUAUUGAAUGAUAAAAUUACGUUCAUAUCUGAAAACCAAAUCACGUUUUUGUACAAGCUUCAUAUUAAAAUUAAUACUUCUCUUGUUAGAUGCUUUAUUAUAUACAAAUAAUCACAGUUAUAUAUCUAAAAUAAGUAGUAUGUGUUGAUACGACACAUAUUUUUAGUUAUAAUUGGUUGAUAAGUGUUUAAAUACAUAGGAAAUGACUCCCACAUUUAAGUAGAUUGCAUCUAAUGCUUUAACUGGACAUAAUGAUCCUAAAUCUCUAUUCAUUUGCUAAGAUCCUCCGAUUUUAUGUGAUAAUUGUCUAUCAACAUACCUGGACAACCGAGCUUAAAUGUUUUACCAAAACUACUGACAGGCUUGAGGUUUUCAUAUCGCACUAAAUUUAAAGAACUUUGCGUAUGAAUAUGUAAAUAAAAUUUGGCAUAGUGUUUUAAAUAUAUGGUUAUAGAUUAUUUUGGAAUAAACACGAUAAAGGCAGAAUGUAGACAAUUCGACGGAGACAAACUGUGCCCCUCUUGUGACGCACCUGUUUUUUAAUAUAAGGCUGCUUUUAUUAAGGAGCUUUUUGACUGGUCAUGAAAACCUUGUCAAAUCAUUUCUGUUUAAUACCAGCAUUUACGCAAUGUAUAAAAUUACGGCUGGUGGUAGACUCGUGAGAUUCUGUUUGAAAAGACAUAUUAUAUGGUGUUUUGCUGUAUUCACUGAAUUCAUGUGAUGAGAGACUGGGUGUUGACCACGUAUAUAGUCAGUACGGAUCAUAUUUACCAAGGCACACUCUGGCUGGUGUAUAUAAAAACAUCAAGACGUCUCCAAUUCG
Molecule: messenger RNA, 1984 nt
Organism: Mizuhopecten yessoensis (Yesso scallop)
Lineage: Eukaryota; Metazoa; Mollusca; Bivalvia; Pectinida; Pectinidae
Exons: 2
Coding region: 70-924 (284 amino acids)
Source: RefSeq, a predicted model, not a curated record